AUGCGGAAGCGAGAACGUUCUGCCUCUGUCUCACCCGCCCUUCGUGCAGUCCCACCCGGCCACCCACCGCCGCCGCCGCCGCCGCUGAAUGACCCCAUUUAUCACCACCGCCAGCAGCAACAGCAGGAGGAGGCGCAGCAGGUCCUCUUGGACGUUCUUCGCCGCACAUCCCUCGCCGAGCAGAAGGACCGCGAGAUUGUCGAGUGGCUCACGGACGCCGCCUCGUGGCUGCAGAGCGCCGAUGUGACGCUGGCCGGUGCGGGGGCGAUGGCGGAGUUGCGGCAUCACGUCCUCGCGGUGCUGCACACGAUGCCGUGGUGGCGCAUCGUCGAGGCGGUGGAGACGCGGCGCGGGCCGACGGCGACGACGCGGGCCGUCACUCGAUGGCACUCGCGGCUGCAACUCGCGUUCGAGCGGGUGUGCGUGGUGCUGCUGGAGCAGUCGCCGCAUGCGGUGCGGGGGGUGUUGGGCGUCGCGCUGCGGCCCUUCCGCCAGCGGCUGCCGGUGCGGGACGGCGCGAGGCGACUGCUGCCGGGCGACACAGUCCUGCGGGUGAUGAACACCGUGGCGGCGCGAUACCCCGCGGCGGUGGUGCUGGACGCGUUGGAGCGCUGUUUGCCCGCACUUGUGCCGCGGAGGCGAUGGGCCGAGCCGCGACAUCACACCGCCUGCAUUGGACUACUACUGCAUCUCGCCCUAGAGGCACAUAUCCCGCUCUUCACAACACAGGAGUGGGGGGAUGAUGAUGGCGGAAACACAGCGGAGCAACAGAGGGAGGAACAGCAACAGGGCCCAGCAGAGGAUAGUGGAACAGAUGGAGCAUCUGUGGUAGCAAGAACAGCAGCAGCAGCAACAGCAACAGGAAUGCUUUCUUCUUCUUCCUCUUCUUCGCAACGACAUCAUCACCUACGACCUGUGGAGAUGAGAGCACCUAUCAUGUCUGCAAGUGAUGUAGAUUACAGUGAUGCAUCUAUUAAUAUGGCAUCAUCAUCGGCAAACACAGAAUCUUUUGCAACACGUUUUACAGAAUUUACAAUGCAAAAUAAUAAAAUGUUGGCCUAUCGUAAUGAAAUUAUUCGUUUUGUGCUACAACAACUUCUGGAUAUGGAACUUUCUCUUCAAAAUAAUGAUACCUCAUUUCUACAAGACGUGAUGCCUUCCACAGCUUCUUUUUCUUCUUGUGGGACAGCUGAUUGUUUACGCUCAUUAGCAAAUAUUUCUUUUGGUUCUGUGAGUAAAAGACCAAGUGACAAACCUUUUAUAGAAAUUCUCAGAAGUUGUACAGGUCUUGUAUUUCGUCGUCUAGCAGAUGAUUUAGUACGACAACAAGCAGCAGGAGUUUGUGGAAAUGCUGAAUGGUGGCGUGAAAUACUCGCUUUUCAUCUCACAUCUGUAUUAAGGAUGGAAUGCCCUAUUUGUUUACUGUAUUUGGCUCCAAGUUUAGCUCUUCUUGGUAAUGAGGAAGAGACGGUGGAUAUGAUGCAUAAAUUAGUCUCACUCGUCACUAAAGGAUUUCAACCCGUACAACAGAAUAACUGGCGAGGAGCAGCGGCAGCAACUGCUGCAGGUCCAGCCCGUGUGCGAAUGGCACCCCCUACAGUAGGACCAUUAAUGAUUCCAAUGACACACCGUGUACGUGCAGCACUUUAUUUAUAUCCACUUUUUCGUUUUAUGCGUGAUCGUCUUGGAAAUGGUGAAGGAACUCGUAAACGUCUUCAAAAAUGGGUGGUGCAGGAACUGAAAAAUACACCUUCAUCAUCGACACCAAGUCUUCUCGUUCAAGUACUUUUUGCACAAUGUGCCGCUAUAUCUGAACUUCUUGAUGCAGAUCUUGUUGAGGAGAUGGAACCACACACUUCAGAAUCACGUGCCCUACGUUUAUUAAUAGAUAAGUAUCUAAUUAUACCUACUACAGAGUCAAAAAUGACUGAUAAAAAUAAUGAAAAUGUAUCAUUUACUACUAUAUCUAAUAUUGAUACUUCCGAAACGGAUACUGUUGUUGCUGUUCCAGAGUCUAAUAUUAGACGACUUAAUCUCAAAAAGAUGGAAACUGCAGGAUUGUUAUACCCAAACUUAAUGGAAGAAUGCCCAUGGGAUUGGCGACGGUACCAAACUGGAAGAACUGUUGACCAUUAA
This is a messenger RNA of Trypanosoma theileri, 2136 nucleotides long. RefSeq lists its product as uncharacterized. The transcript has a single exon. Lineage: Eukaryota; Euglenozoa; Kinetoplastea; Trypanosomatida; Trypanosomatidae. The record is from RefSeq and is a predicted model, not a curated record. Bases 1 to 2136 code for a protein of 711 amino acids.